AUGUCUGUUCUCUUUAAGGUUGAGUUUUCUAGUAUGGCUAAUCAAUCAAAACAAAUUAUUAAAGACAACAAUUUGGACCAUAUUAUUGAAGUUGUUCACAGCAAAGUUGAGGAUAUUCAACAUUUGCCAGAUGGAUGUGAAAAGGUUGACGUUAUCGUUUCUGAAUGGAUGGGUUAUUGUCUUUUUUACGAGUCUAUGCUUAACACUGUGAUUUAUGCACGUGAUAAAUGGCUAGCUCCAAAUGGUAUUUUGUUUCCUGACAAAGCGGUUUUAUACGUUUGUGCUAUUGAAGAUCGCCAAUACAAGGACGAAAAGAUCAACUGGUGGGACAAUGUUUAUGGUUUUAAUAUGGCAAGUAUUCGCCAAGUUGCUAUAACUGAGCCGUUGGUAGAUGUUGUUGACAGGGGUCAAGUGGUUUCGGAUAAUUUUGCAAUUAAAGAAGUUGAUCUCUAUACAGUCACUGUUGCCGAUCUUACAUUUGAAUCUCCAUUCACUCUUCGGUUUAUCCGCAACGACUAUGUUCAAGCCUUAGUUUCUUUCUUCACUAUUGAAUUCACUAAAUGCCAUAAACGUGUCGGAUUUAGUACUGCGCCGGACCAGAAAUAUACGCAUUGGAAGCAAACAGUUUUUUAUCUUUGUGACUCUAUAACUUGCAAGAAAGGGGAGCAGAUGGAAGGCGUUUUUGGUGUUAUGCCCAAUUCAAGAAAUCCGCGUGACUUGGACUUUCGUAUUACUAUUAACUUUGCCGGUGAGCUUUGCGAAUUGCAAGAGAACAACAAAUAUGUUAUGCAUUAA
Messenger RNA from Meloidogyne enterolobii, 795 nucleotides. Lineage: Eukaryota; Metazoa; Nematoda; Chromadorea; Rhabditida; Meloidogynidae. The record is from the annotation of a GenBank genome assembly.